AUGGAGGUUGCAUAUAAGGCAGAGUUAUUGAUUAACUCGACACUUGUUGGUGAUAAAUGUGAAGAUUCUUUGGAUGCUAUUGCUAGAGAUAUAAAUCUUCUGAAGAUUGAAGCCCUGGAGAUCAAUAAUGGUCAAACCCAGAGAGUUAACAAGAAUUCCAUUCACAUAGCGUCACAACUUGCUGUCGCCGUACACAAUGAGGAUCUCGUGGGUCUUGAUGACAAGGUGAAAACUAUCAUUGAUCGACUUACGAGAGGAUUAAAGCAGUUGGAUGUUGUUCCCAUUGUGGGUAUGCCUGGGCUUGGUAAGACCACAUUAGCCAAUAAAGUUUAUACUGCUUCUUCAGUUAGGUCAUAUUUCCAUGUUCGUGGCUGGUGUUGUGUUUCUCAAACAUAUAGCAAGCACAGUUUGUUUGUUCAGCUUUUGUGUAGUAUUCAUUCUAAGAGUCCAGACGAAUAUCUUAAGAUGGAUGAAAAUGAUUUGGUUCAGAAGCUAAAGCAAGUUUUGCUGAGAACUAGGUAUCUCCUCAUUUUAGAUGACUUGUGGGAUGUUGAGGCAUGGAAUUUGUUGGAAAACUCAUUGCCAAAUGAUGUCAAUGGAAGCAGGAUUCUUUUCACCAGCAGAUUCCAGGAUUUGUCUUUGCAAUUUAAACCUGGCAGCGAGCCUUACCAUCUCUGCCAACUUACUGACGAAGAGAGUUGGGCAUUGCUACAGAAAAAGCUAUUUGACAAAGAAGGUUGUCCUCCAGAACUAAGUGAAGUUGCAUAUCGAAUAGCAAAAAUUUGUAGGGGCUUACCCCUCACAAUUGUCCUUGUUGCUGGAAUUCUUGCUACUAUUGCACAAGAUAGUUGGGAAGAAGUUGCAAAAACUCUAAACUCUGUUGUCCUUCAGGAUGAAUACUGCAUGAAGACAGUUGAGCUGAGUUAUAGUCAUUUACCGGAUUAUUUGAAGUCAUGUUUUCUAUCCUUUGCUGCAUUUCAAGAAGAUGGGGUUAUUAGUGUCCGAAAGUUGUUAUGGCUUUGGAUCUCUGAAGGAUUCGUGCAACAGAUUGAAGGAAAGAGUUUAGAGGAAGCGGCUUACAACAACUUGAUGGGUCUAAUUAAUAGAAGUUUAGUUGUGGCUAACAAAAAAGGAGCCAUGAAUGGUGCCAAAACCUGCCAACUUCAUGAUUUGGUACACGAGUUUUGUGUGAAAAAAGCCGAAGAAGAAUGUUUUCUACAUAUUAUUCAUAGUUGGAAAGACCCUUUUGGUCUUACUGGACCAAGCAAUCCCCACCGAGUUUGUGUUCAUGAUACCAGGAAAUUGAAGAGUUGGGAGUUAAUGCUACUUUUUCCCAAUUUACGCUGUUUGCUCUUACUUGGAAAUCAAGAGGAGGAUGGGGGGAUUUUGUUACCUAAACUUCUUAGAGUGUUGGAUUUGGGGGUUUUGAAUUUUAGGAAAUCAUUUCCGAUGGAAGUAGUAUUGCUUGUUCACUUGAGAUACCUGGUGCUCUGUCGAAUACGAUCCAUCCCAUCUGCAAUAGACAACCUCUCAGGGUUGAAAGUUCUUAUCGUACGAGUGCCGCUUUCUGAUGUUGAGCUGCCGGAAACUAUUUGGAACAUUAAUACAUUGAGUUAUCUCAAUAUUAAGAAAUUGGAAUUUGCGACUUGGGGUUUCAUUUUUCCAGAUGGAAAUCUUGAAGUAUCCCCUGAUUUAGAUCAUUUAGACACUUUAAACCUUGCAAUUGAUACUGCAAAAGAUACUUGCAAAAGACACUUGCAAAAGAUACUGAAAAAGUUACCAAGCAUCCGUAGGCUAAAAUGUUGGAGACCAUAUCGUUUACAAGCAGCUCUCAGAAAUUGCGACAAGAUUCUUGUGUUUGACUGUUUGAAUCAACUACAAUCACUUUGUUUGACUGAUUUUGGUGGAUAUGGAUUUAAAUUCCCAUUGAAUUUGAAGAAGUUGACUCUCAAAUGGAAUUAUCAGCCAUGGAGUGAAAUUUCAACAGUUGGAAAGUUGCCUCACCUUGAAGUGCUUAAAUUACUGAGGAAGUCCUUUGUUGGGAAAGUAUGGGUAAUGAAAGAAGGGGAGUUCCCUAACCUCCGAGUCUUGCAAUUGUCAGGGUUGGGCAUUCGCAGAUGGACCGCAUCUUCUGGUAAUUUUUCUCGUCUUGAGAAAUUGGUCGUGCACAGCUGUUGGAAUCUGGUAGAGGUCCCUUCUUGUUUAGGGGACUGUCCGACUCUUGAAAUGAUUGCGGUGGUAGGUUGUAGUGUGUUUGUUGUAAAUUCUGUAAAUCAAAUUCGGCAAGAACAGAUGGAUGGGGGAAAUGUGGUUCUAAAGAUGGUGAUUGAAGAUAGUUCUGAACCAUCUUCCUCAGAAGACGAGUCGAGUUCCCAAGAAGGAUAG
Messenger RNA from Coffea arabica (coffee), 2385 nucleotides. RefSeq names its product putative late blight resistance protein homolog R1B-16. Lineage: Eukaryota; Viridiplantae; Streptophyta; Magnoliopsida; Gentianales; Rubiaceae. Gene Ontology annotation, biological process: defense response to other organism. The record is from RefSeq and is a predicted model, not a curated record. Gene Ontology annotation, molecular function: ADP binding.